Struthio camelus australis is the source of this 1089-nucleotide messenger RNA. The record is from RefSeq and is a predicted model, not a curated record. NCBI's taxonomy places the organism in Eukaryota, Metazoa, Chordata, Aves, Struthioniformes, Struthionidae.
UUCUUUUUCUUUUUAUUUAUUUUCUUCAACAGCUUUGUUGUAGAACAAGAGCAAGCCAUGGUGUGCAUUCCUUGUAUUGUCAUUCCGGUUCUCCUCUGGGUCUAUAAGAAAUUCCUUGAACCGUAUAUCUAUCCUGUUAUUGCACCUUUCAUUAAACGUGUGUGGCCCAAGAAAGCUGUGCAAGAAACAACAGCCACAAAGCAAGGUCAAGGAGUUGGCGCUGGAAAUCCACAGGCACCUUCAGCCACAAAAAGAGAUCAGGAGGAUGAGUCUGGAAUUUAUAAAUUUGAAAGCAAUGGGUUUGCAAAUGGAAUUGCUGCAAAGAGAGACACAGAAGUUUCUGACAAGAAAACAGAUUAAAGGAAUUUAUUCAUAAGGAUUUUAUCCCCAUGUGUCCAAUAUGAACUUGUGAUAUUUCUCUCACUUUGAGACUUUCUUUGCACAUUUCAGCUGAAUGGAAACCCUUAUCGCUUACAGGAGAGGGUCUCUUCUGCCACUAAAAUGGUAGCUAGUAGUUUUCUUAUUUAAACUGUUUGAAAACUAUCUGAAAUUGUUCUUUGUUUUCCUCACUGGAACUACUUUUCUUCUGUAACCUGAUUGGCAUGAUUAGAGUUUAGGUUAAAUAAUUUAUUAAUAAAUUUAGCUUGAGAAGGUAGAUGUGUUGCUUCUUAGUUUCACUGACUGCUAGUGCAGUACUUCAGGCUUUCAUCUUAAGAACUGUAGCUGUUCCUGCCCUUGCUAAAGAACUAUAAAUUGUAUUAUGUCAACAUAAGUAUUAUGGUCAAAUUGUGAAGAAUAUAGAUGAUCCACGUGAAAUCUGUGGGGUUAGGCUAUAUGCAGAAUUCACUUAGCUUGCUACGAGCAGAAAGUCUUGAUCUAAAACUUCCAUUCAUCGUUUUGUCCUUGAAACAUUGUGCCUUUCUUCUCUGAAGAGGAGGCGCAAGGGCAUGAUACAGGAAAAUGGUUGCUUUGUAUUCUGUUGCAGUGGUUUAAAAUGGUGCAGUUCUGUGUCAUAAAAAAUAGCUGAAAUCUUGUUAACAUGCUUGUAUAACUUGAAUUAUAAUAAACCGGGAUUUUAUUUAAAAGUAA